AAACUAUACAAGUGUCAAAGAAAUUGUCAAGUGUCAUCAAUGAAAAGUGCAUAGUCGUCAAUGAAAUUAUACAGUUCUUUAUUAAAAAGAAUUUAGAAAAUUAACAUAAAGUGUGAAAAAGUGUAAAAUGUAUUUAAAUUGAUUUUGAUAAACUCCUCGAGUUUAAUAGUAUUAUUAAUUGUAUCAUUACGAUGACAUCAGUACCAGAACCCUUGAUUUUUGCCUUUGCACUUGUUGAUACAGGUGCUGUUUUAUUUCUUCUAGUGUAUUUUCUAAUUGUACUAUCGGAUUUAGAAUGUGAUUAUUUAAAUGCACAACAAUGUUGCUCAAGACUGAAUGCGUGGGUUACACCAAAAUUAGCAGCUCAUGCUGUAUUAUUUAUAAUUCUUCUUCUCUCUGGUCAAUGGGGCAUAAGUGCCUUAAAUGUACCAAUGACCGCUUGGUUAUUUUACGAAUACUUUAACGUGCCUAGAGGAAAUAUGGGUGUUUAUGAUCCAACAGAAAUUCAUAAUCGUGGUCAAUUAAAAAAGCAUACACGAGAUUGUUUAAUUUUUCUCGGCUACUAUUUAAUAUUCUUCUUUAUUUAUUUAUACUGUUUGAUCGUUACGUUGUUAAAAGGAGAUCCACUAAAUAGAGGCGAUGAUGACGUUAUUGAAUUUUAAGAUUUAAAUUAAUUUUUUACAAUUUUUCUACAACAAAAUUUAUAUAUAUAUUAUGUUCACCAUAGUCGGAUUUAACUUUUCUGUUUCUAAACAAAUACAUUAUAAUUUUUUACCCAGAGAAUUAAUUUUGUUCACUAUUUAAUUAAAUCAGAGCGAAAAUGGGGUAAAAAUAAUAAUAUAUUUAUAAUUUAUGUGUUAAUAUCCCUAAUGUGUAUAUUGUGAAUAAAACGAUGGUGGGAGUUUAAAAGCCUAAGAUAGUUAUACGAUAGUUAGACGAUUAAUGAAAAAUCGAUGACCUCAAAUUUUCCGACAGUGGUUUAUACUUAAUUAUUUAUCAGGAUAUCCAGACAAACUGUAUAUGUGAGACUUUGAGUUAUUAACGGACAAAACUGAUGUGUGUUGUUAUAAAUAAAUAUUUUUAAAACACUAAUUUAUCUGAGUGAAGAAAACAAAUUGUUUAUUGCAUUGCGUGUCUUUUAAUGCAAAUUUCAACAAAUUUAGAUAAGUUACUGUAUAUUCAAUAGUAGAACAAAAAAUAUUGUAUUUUUAACGAGAUGUUCUUGUGAAUCACUUGUGUAAAAUGUUUUCUUUUCCAAUCAUUGUAUUGUAGUCGCCUUAUCAAAAAAAAAAAAAAAAAUUCUCUCUUCAUUCUCUAGUUUCCGUGUGAAAUAACAAACGAACAAAAAUGUUGUUAAUAAUAUGAAUAAUGAUUAAAUUUUUCGAUGAA
Messenger RNA from Leptopilina heterotoma, 1389 nucleotides. It is a transcript of the gene cnir, whose product is annotated as protein cornichon homolog 4. The record is from RefSeq and is a predicted model, not a curated record. The transcript is spliced from 4 exons. Gene Ontology annotation, cellular component: endoplasmic reticulum membrane; COPII-coated ER to Golgi transport vesicle. Bases 192 to 662 code for a protein of 156 amino acids. Gene Ontology annotation, biological process: endoplasmic reticulum to Golgi vesicle-mediated transport. NCBI's taxonomy places the organism in Eukaryota, Metazoa, Arthropoda, Insecta, Hymenoptera, Figitidae.